UGUAUAUAUGUUUUAUCAUACUAGAGUGAAAACAAAAUCAAUAAAUAACGCAAAGGAAAACAAAGGAUCACUUUUGGUUUCAAAUAGGACACAGUGUUUCAAUGGCUCAAUCUUUUCAGGGAGUUCAAUCCCCUUCCGGAAAAAGUAACAAUGGUAACGCAACAGAGAAUGUUACACCUGAAAGUGAAUUUGAAGGUUUCCACAACUACACGGCUGCUGAAGUCUUUAUACAAGGAUUAGCAGGAUUAGUCAAUCAGGGCGAUGUUGAAACUAUGAUUCGAGCACAAAAGCAAAUGCUACAGCGAUUUGAAAAAACGAAUGAGAUGAUGUUAAACUGUAAUCAGUUAUCACAAAGUCGUCUUAAAAACGCGAAUGAUGACUUCAAGAAGCAUGUGAAAUUACUAACUGAAAUGAAAAAAGAUCUCGAUUAUAUUUUCCGGAAAGUACGGUCCAUAAAACAAAAGCUAAGCGUGCAGUAUCCUUUAGCAUACGCAGAAGCACAGCCUCAGCGAAGCAGUUUGGCAGAGGAAGCAGAAGAUGAGACAGAAGCGAGAAGUUCUAAAACGAAUAUAGAGCAAAAGAAUGUAGAAAGCUGCACUAAUGCUGAUGAUGAAUCAGCGAAAAAUACAAGAGAUUCAUUAAAGAAAAGCACAACCGUUGAAUAUGUACAAAUGGAAGAAGCCGUUGACAAUGGCAAACCCAUUGAAAAUGAAUUAAUUAAACGUGUAUGCUCAAUUGAAACCACUAACCCCAAUGACUCGUCUGAUUGUACAUCGGAGGACACUGGGUAGACACUCAUUAAGGCCUAUAUAUAUUUAGUGUUAAAUUAUUAUAUUUUAAUUAAGAUUAAAAUGCAUAAACAUAAUUUUUAAGUUCAAUAAAUAUUACUUAAAAUAUUA
Molecule: messenger RNA, 899 nt
Organism: Zeugodacus cucurbitae (melon fly)
Lineage: Eukaryota; Metazoa; Arthropoda; Insecta; Diptera; Tephritidae
Product: kxDL motif-containing protein CG10681
Exons: 2
Coding region: 102-791 (229 amino acids)
Biological process (GO): lysosome localization
Cellular component (GO): BORC complex
Source: RefSeq, a predicted model, not a curated record